Messenger RNA from Schistocerca americana (American grasshopper), 1896 nucleotides. Its product is annotated as glutamate receptor ionotropic, kainate 2-like. The record is from RefSeq and is a predicted model, not a curated record. Lineage: Eukaryota; Metazoa; Arthropoda; Insecta; Orthoptera; Acrididae. Gene Ontology annotation, molecular function: ligand-gated monoatomic ion channel activity. Bases 1 to 1896 code for a protein of 631 amino acids. Gene Ontology annotation, cellular component: membrane. The transcript has 8 exons.
AUGGCGUCCGAAGUUUUCAGGCAACACUUUGGCAACUAUAAUUGUAUAUUAUUGUUAUCAGAGCAUCCAGAUUCCGCUCUUGAUGCCAUUCCUUCUGGGACCACGACUGUGCGCAUUUCAAUGGCCACCACCAACGGUUCAGUUGAGCGGCUCCUGGUGUCCGCCCUGGACGCGGACUGCCAGGGGGUCGUGAUUCGCUGCGGCGAUGCCGUCACGGCUGUGGACUCCUUUCUCAAGGCGUCCAAACUGGCCAUCCGGAGGGGAAAACGCCGCUUACUGGUGUUGCCGAACAGGCGAACUUCCUUCACUAACAUAUCUGAAAUUUUCUAUCUCCACGGUAUUGGGAAUAUCCCCGACAUCCUUGUUGCAAUGCUUGUGGACGAAGCUGACAGCUUCGAGCUGGUGACCCUGAACUUCACAGGAGAAGAGACGUGGCGACACGAGGUGGUGGUGGCGCGGUGGCGGCCGGGAAGUGGAUUUGAGCCGCCGUCAGCAGACCUCUUCGCCGACAGGACUGCAGACCUGCAGGGCCGACAGAUGGUUUUCGCAACAAUCAAUUACCCUCCGUACGUCGUACUCAAGACAGGUUCCCUCCCCGCGGAUGGCACCGAAACUCGCAUCCUAAUUGAGUUCACCAAAAAGAAGAAUGCGACGUGGCGCGUGGUGGACUGCGAGGAGGACAAGUGGGGCGCGAUCUGGCCGAACGGCUCCGGGAACGGCCUGCUGGGCGCCGUGGCGAUGGACGAGGCGGACGCGGGGUACGCGGCGGUGUACCACUGGUACCCCGAGUACCACUUCGUGGAGUACACGCGGCCCUACGUGCGCGCCGGCCUCACUUGCAUGGCGCCGCGCCCGCUGCUGCAGCCCGGCUGGCAGCUGCCCGUGCUGCCCUUCUCGCCCCUCCUCUGGGCGGCCGUCUGGGCCUCCGUCAUACUCGCCACCGUCGCCCUCUACUCAGCCAGGAUGGUUUUACCUGCCGGUAGAAUUAAUAUUCAUUUACUUUUUACGAAUGAUGGGCGGGCAGUCGGGCGAUACGCCACGGUGGAAGACUGCUUCUUCCGGUCGGUGGGCCUGCUGGUGCUGCAGACGCCGGACGUGGAGCGGCGCCACACACGUGUCGUGGGCCCCACGCGCCACGUGCUGUCCUGGCUGCUGAUCGCCUACCUGCUCGUCACUGCCAGCUACGGCAGCGGACUCUCCUCCGUGCUCACCAUACCUCGAUACGAGCCACCAAUCGACAGCGUCGUCGACUUGCGCGACAGUGGUUUGGAAUGGGCUGAAACGCACAUUGCGUUUCUAAACUCCCUGAGAGGUCGUACUGAGCAGGUGUAUUUGGACCUCAUCAAACAAUACCGGGUGCUUACAGUGGAUAUUCUGAAGUCCAGGACCACCACACGUGAUUUGGCCUUCAUUAUAGAGAGACUUCCAGGAGGUUAUUUUACCAUUGGUGACUACAUCGACGAGGAGGCUGCAAGCAGAUACCUACGCCCAAUGCGCGAGGAUAUUUACUGGGAAUACGUGGUUCUCGCAGUGCCAAAGGGCUGGCCGUACAUACAGCAACUAGAUGAACUCAUCGACAUAUUGUUCGAAGCAGGAAUCAUGCACGCAUGGGAAGGACAGGUGGCACGCAAGUGGAUGGCACCGCGCGUGCAGCUGGCUGCACAGACGGGCCUUCGGUCUUACGCCCAGGCGCCGGACGGCCCGGUGAAGCUGCAGCUGACGCACGUGCAGGGAGAGUUCGCGCUGCUGGUGCUCGGUCUCUGCGUGUCGCUGGCCCUGCUGCUGGUGGAGAUCGCCGUCCACCGGAGGACUAAAACCAUCGCAGAACUGAGGGGUCCAUCUGUCACUACACCGACGAUGAGGCGGCACUGUUGGGAAGAACGCAACCUACCCUAG